Molecule: messenger RNA, 3419 nt
Organism: Gadus chalcogrammus (walleye pollock)
Lineage: Eukaryota; Metazoa; Chordata; Actinopteri; Gadiformes; Gadidae
Product: C-type mannose receptor 2-like
Exons: 8
Coding region: 362-1333 (323 amino acids)
Source: RefSeq, a predicted model, not a curated record
UGUCCUUCUAUCUUCCCUGUUCAAUGGGUGCAGUUGCAAGUUAUGCUUCCACUUUAUACAGCUGUGUACUUUUUCUUGUGCUUUGGUUGUACUUCCUACCUAGAACAAAGAGGGUUUGAAAAUGUAAGGUUUUACUUAGAAUAACAUAUCAUUAGAAAAUCCUAAUUCUUAAUUCUAAAAUGGUACUCAUUUCUCAUUUAUAAUGAAUAUAUGGAGGAAGAAAUACCAACAUGUAUUUCUCUCCCAUUGAAUAUUUUUAGCAUUUUAAACUGGAGAGGAAGGUACAGAAGCAAACAGAGAAAGAAAAGGCAGUAGCUGGUUAUUAAAACAACUCAUAGGCACCUCAACAAAUCAAAGAAUAAUGGGGUCCAGCCAUCUCAUCUGUAGUUUCAUUGGGGUUGCGCUCCUCCUGUGGAAGUUACCUGGAUUUUCAGCUGCAUCCCGCAUUAACGUGGCAUUGAGCAGCAAGGCCAUUCAGUCCUCACUCCGCUCGUACCGUGAAAAGGCUGAAAACGCCAUAGAUGGGAAUAGCGACCCUGACUUUAGGCACCAAAACUGCAGCACUACCGACUAUCAGGCCAAUCCAUGGUGGAGGCUGGAGCUGCCUGGUGUGUACCGGGUGUCAGAGAUCCAGGUCACUAAUAGCAAAUACCAUAGGAAAUACAGUAGGGAGCGGUUGGAUGGCAUUGGAAUACACAUCGGGAAUUCACUGGGGAACAACGGCACCGACAACCCAAGGUGUGCCAUCAUCAUAGAAGACCCAGACUGCUUGACUCAGACUGUCAAAUGUUGGGGCAUGGAAGGACGAUUUAUCCACUUCUACAAGUCCUCUGAUCGAUUAACCUACCUGGGGUUGUGUGAGGUCAAAGUGUACGGAGAGCCGGCUGCACCCUCCAUGAGCCUUCAGGAGAUGGGGAGGAACAUCACUCUGGUGGGGACGCGGCUGUGCUGGUCAGACGCCCUGCUCUACUGCAGAGACUCUCACUGGGACCUGCUGAGCCUCAUGGGCCCAGAAGACCAGGAGAUGGUUGAUGAGCUGGUGGCUCACACCACCUUCAAUCUAACCAGCCACCUCUGGGUGGGCCUGCGCAGGACCCGUUCAGGAAGCUCCUGGUUCUGGAUGUCCGGUGACCCGAUGAACUUCACCCAAUGGGACGAGGGCUACCACCAUCCCAGCCCCUGUGGGAGUGUGUCCAGUAGGGAACCUUACACAUGGAGGCAACGCUCCUGUGAAGAACAUCUUAACUUCAUCUGUUUCACAGAUCCGACAGAAGGAUCGAAGAAGUUGCGCUUCUACAGUUCCACAAGAGAGAAUCAAAUUCGCUGCACCUAACUUGGCCUCACUGGGGAUUCAAGCUGCUGAUUCCGAAGAAGUCCUAAGUUUCUGAAUGCUGUACCUGAGUGUGUCUUUGGUAGCUAGCUUGUUCCUCAGCCACAUUUUGUGCUAGAGCGGCAUAUAGAAUACAUUUACUUUAGUAUAUAAUCGUAUUCAUAUAAUAAUCAUAUAAAUCAUAUAUUUAUAUAUUCUCUUUAUAAUCAAUGAACUUAUUUUUGAUCAGAGGUAGUUGUCUCAUGCAUCUAUCCUUUGAUUUGCAAUAUGGAGAUUGUGUGUUCAAGAUGGAAUCAAAAGACUAGAAAAAUAAUCGGUGGGGCUUUAGCUCUCUGUCUGGUUUAGCUGACUCAGAAAUUGUAUCCAAACGGUAGGGUUUUAUCUAGGGAUGUGUUUUUUCAAUAAUAUUAACUGUUUUUCCAGAUGUGAAUGUGCAGUUUUGUUUUUUUUGCAUAUAAAUGUAAAGUAGCUAAAGUUUGUUUGCUACUGUGAUCCUAAUAUCCCUUACCCCGAAGACUAAUUUGACUGUAUAAGUAAAUGACCGCUGUAGGUAGCCCAUCCAGACAGCCCUGCCACACACGGCCAGUCAAGGCAGCAGCUCAGGCCUCUGGUCUCCAGCAUGGAGGGGGGGAGGUGGCUUAGAGGUCACAUUUGGCUGGUGUGGGGACAGUGGGGCUGUUUUGGGGGGUCUACGUUUUCCUAUUAUUGGGGGCCAAGCAGCGAAGCUGCAUGACAACCAUUGUUAUUCUACGUUUUCCUAUUAUUAUCGCUCACAGCUAUUUCGGGGUCGCUGGCUCAAGAGCUCUAGCGCCACCAACAGGUCCAAGUUGUACAUGCAUUCAUGUUUAUAACUUUAGACCCAUUCAUCCAAUAUUCACAAACAAGGUAUCAUUGGAAUCCUUUGGCCAAAUGUUGUCCAAUCAUCUCGAAACUUGGCACAGAUGAUCUUCAGGCCAUGCUUGAGAAAAAUCAUCGAAUGGAUUUUUCAAAUUGAAAAUGUAUUGAAAAAUUUGACCGCAAAGCCACCAAACAUUGACAUAUCAUAACCAAACAUGGUACAUAGACCCAUGACAUCAUCAUGGGUACACUCAACGAAUUAGGUGACCUUUGACCUAUCGGGGGCGCUGUAAUUAAUGAAGAUGUGUUUUAAGAUGUGCUUUAACCAACUUAUUUUCACUGCCUGGUCAUACUGUAGGACCUCUUCAUAUAGCUAAUACAUUAUUUCUCAUGGAAACAUAAGAAUUUGGCUACCAUGUUGAAAGUUGUCAAAUUCAAUAGUACAUAUCCACAGGCAACAAAUUCUGUCCAAUCUUCAUGAAACGUACAAUAAAUGAUCUUCGGACCAAGCUGAAAAAAUUUGUUAAACGGCUUUUUCAAAUUCAAAUCCGUUUGGCCGUGACAGCCAAUCAACCUUGACGGCGAAGCUGCCCAACAGGAAGUAAGCCUGUUCUCAGCAACUCUUUUACAUAUCAUAGCCAAACUUGGUACAUAGACUCAUGACAUCAUUCUUGGGACACCCAAACAAUUUGGUGGCCUUUGACGUCAGGGGGACGUCAAACAGGAAGUGAGCUUAUAUCUCUGCAAGGCCUACAUGUAUCCAAACCAAACUUGGCUCAUAGUCUUAUGCACACCUAUCCUGAUGAUGCCCAAAUAAUUUGGCAUCAUCAACGCCUAGGGGGGCGUUGUUAGCAGCAACUCUAUUCCGGCCCUUAGAAAGCAACUUCAAUGUAUUUUCCUUGUGAUAACCAUUUGCCAAUAUCUUUCAUUGUAGGUGAAAUUACUGAGACGGUCAUCAUGUAGCCACCUAACCGAUUAUGUCUGUGCAGCAAAAUUUGUUUAUGGAGUCCUAUUCUGCUUGACACCCACAUUGCUGCUCGCAGCUAUAUUAUGGGGUCAAGCAGCGAAGUUGCGAGACAAUCAUUGUUAUUCUACGUAUUCCUAUUAUUAUUUUCCUGCCAUGGGAGUCUAUGGCAGCCCAUAAAACGCCUUGGUAAAAAAUUGAAAUUUGCCUUACUGAAUCAGGACAGUCCCAUGAUCCCUCAAAGCAAUUUCGGGGUGGCUAGCUGAAGAGAUCUAGCGCCACCAAUAG